Molecule: messenger RNA, 4953 nt
Organism: Lachancea nothofagi CBS 11611
Lineage: Eukaryota; Fungi; Ascomycota; Saccharomycetes; Saccharomycetales; Saccharomycetaceae
Source: the annotation of a GenBank genome assembly
AUGGAAAGGAACAGCAGCUCUCAUGAACGAUGCCACUUCUGGAUAUAUGACGAUAUCACGCCGUGCGGGCGAGUUUGGUAUGUGGGAUUCUACCUGCCGUUAAUAGUGCUCGUGGGGUUCGUGGCAUUUACCGGCUAUAAAGUGGUGCAACAUGCGACGCAGCACAGCCGCAAGCAGGAUUACGCGAAGGACCUAGUGGUAGAGUCGGAUGACGAAAACAAACCGCUACUUUCUGGCCACUCAGGCGCCGUGUACACGGAGACGGGCGAUGAAGGUACCCGUACAACGCGAUCUGGAACGUCCCUCAAAGAGGACCACUUCUCGAUAGAGAGAAUACGGCUGAUCGACGCGCAAGGAAUGCCACACGGGGUUGUGGAGGUCGUGAAGCGUGGGUUCGUCGAAAAGACGCGCGUGGUGCUCGAAUUUCUAGCCGUACUAGCGCAACUUGCCAUCCACGUUUUCGUGGUGGUCAAGCUUGCCGGCAGCAAUAGUGAGUUCCCAGUAAAAGCUUCCGUAGUAGCGACGCUGCUGUGGGUCUGGCUUUUGGCUGUGGUCUCCAUGAGGCUCGCCAACAUCAACCAGCAAAUUCAAUGGAUCCAAAAAUACCCGGGAAAUCUAUGGACCGGAUCAUUUGUUUCCUACAUGGUGCUUUUCACUGCGCAGAUCUUCCCAUUCAGAUCUUAUUACAUUGGCCACAUCACAGACCCCAUAGUGCAAAAAUACACUUUGUCCCAAUUUUACCUGAACCUUUUCUUGUUCAUGCUGUUAUUCACCGCGAAUAUCGGUAACAACUACAGCUACCUGUACAAGACUGACUCCCAAAUCACGCCAUCUCCCGAACCAGUCACCUCCAUUAUGAGCUUCAUUUCUUGGUCGUGGAUAAAUAAAUUUGUUUGGCAAGCGCACAAAGAGUCUGUUAAAAUAACCGACAUCUGGGGACUUAUGUUAGAAGAUUACUCACUGUUUGUCCUAAAAAAAUUCAAAGCUUCCAUCAAAAAUGAAUCGAAUACUUUUACCUACAAUUUGAUCUGGUUUUUUUCCAAGUACUUGGCGCUGCAAGGAUUUUGGGCCUGUUUGGAAAGUGUGAUCAAUUUUAUUCCAACAUUGUUGCUCAAACGUAUCCUAGAAUACGUUGACGAUCAAUCUACUGCCCCUAGAAAUCUUGCCUGGUUCUACGUUUGUGCCAUGUUCACCUGUAGAAUUCUCGUUGCAAUUUGUCAAUCACAAGCUCUUUUCUUUGGGAGAAGAGUUUGUAUUAGAAUGAAGGCCAUUAUCAUAUCCGAGAUCUAUACGAAAGCGUUGAGGAGAAAGAUAUCUUCAAAUUCUUCUAAAACGUCCACAGAUGAGAUCGAUCCACAAGCUUUAAACGCAAAAGAGCAAGUGGAUGGAGAUGAAGAAUCCACCACUGCCAACUUGGGGGCUAUUAUCAAUUUGAUGGCUGUUGAUGCAUUCAAAGUCUCAGAAAUCUGUGCUUACUUACACGGCUUUGUUGAGGCCUCUGUUAUGACUGUUGUGGCCUUGGCACUUCUGUACAACUUGUUAGGUUGGUCUGCUCUUGUGGGUGCCGCGCUAAUAGUGCUGCUACUUCCCAUCAAUUUCAAAAUUACUACGUUGAUUGGUAAAUUACAGAAAGAAACUUUGCUCAUUACAGACAAAAGAAUCCAGAAGUUAAAUGAAACCUUCCAGGCAAUUCGUGUCAUCAAGUUUUUCUCGUGGGAAGAGAAUUUUGAAAAAGACAUUCAAGACGUGAGAGAUCAAGAAUUGAAAGUUUUACUUAAGAGAUCGAUCGUAUGGGCGCUUGGUGGCUUUGUUUGGUUUAUUACCCCUGCCUUAGUGACUUCGGUAACUUUUGCGACGUAUAUUUAUGUCCAAGGUAAGGUUCUAACAACUCCUAUCGCUUUCACAUCUCUGUCUUUGUUCACUCUAUUGAGGAACCCCUUGGAUCAGUUGUCAGACAUGUUGAGUUUCGUUAUUCAGUCAAAGGUUUCUCUUGACAGAGUCCAAGACUUUUUGAAUGAAGAUGAGACAGAGAAAUAUGAACAAAUUACUAUCAAUUCCGAUAAGAUCGGAUUUGAGAACGCAACAUUCUCAUGGGAUAGAAAGAAUCCAGACUUUAAGUUGAAGACUUUGAAUGUCGAAUUUAAGAUAGGUAAGCUUAACGUUGUCAUUGGUCCUACUGGAUCUGGUAAAACAUCCUUACUUAUGGGUUUACUUGGAGAGAUGGACUUAUUGGAUGGUAAAGUGUAUGCACCUUGUCUCGACGCAAGAGAAGAUUUGAUUAUUGAAAGCGAUGGUAUGACUAACUCCAUUGCCUAUUGCUCUCAAGCAGCUUGGCUUCUCAAUGACACGGUGAGGAAUAACAUUCUUUUCAGUAGCCCUUUCAAUGAAGCCAGAUAUAACGCCGUUAUUGAAGCUUGUGGCUUAAAGCGUGAUUUUGAAAUUUUGACAGCUGGUGACCAAACGGAAAUAGGUGAGAAAGGUAUCACAUUGUCUGGUGGCCAAAAGCAGAGAGUAUCUCUGGCGAGGGCUCUUUACUCUUCCUCCAGACAUCUUUUGCUUGAUGACUGUCUCAGCGCUGUCGACUCGCACACCGCUUUGUGGAUAUAUGAAAACUGCAUUAGUGGACCACUGAUGGAAGGAAGAACUUGUAUUUUAGUGUCUCACAAUGUUGCUCUGACCUUAAAGAAUGCCGAAUGGGUUGUUUUCAUGGAGAACGGUAAAAUCAAAGAUCAGGGUCAACCACUUGAGCUAUUUAACAAGGGACUUUUAGGACAGGACGAAUUGGUGAAAGCUAGCAUUCUCUCGAGAGGUGCAUCAUCUACUAGUUUGAACCGUAAAACUGCUAAAAGUGGUAUCGAUUUAAGCAAGUUGAACAAAAAGAUCGAAGAGGAGAGCACCCCGCCCCUAAAGCCUACUCAAACAGAAGAGGACAAGAUCAAACUAGGCAAACUCAUAGAGGAGGAGUCUAAAUCCGAAGGUGUUGUCAGUUCUGAAGUCUACAAAUGGUAUGCUAAAUUGUUUGGCGGGUGGAGAAUGGUCAUUUUUCUGGCAAUAAUCUUUGUUUUAGCACAGAGUGUCUACAUUUCACAAUCUUGGUGGGUUCGUUACUGGGCCGCUCACAACACUUAUGACGCCAUAAGGAAACUCGCCACGAAAGUGUUGCCUCAAAGUACUGUUAACGCCUUUUUACCUUUAAGCGGACAGGAAAUGCAAUUUACUGUGCUUCCCAUUACUUCAGCUGAACAAUCAAUGACUAUACAGAAGACAACGAAGCACUCAACUGUUUACUACCUUCUCAUUUAUUUCUUUAUUGGUGCUGCUCACGCUAUGAUAUCUGCAACCAAAACCAUUAUCAAUUUUAUGGCUGGCUUAAAUGCUUCCAGGAAGAUCUUCAACCUUGUUUUGAAAAAAGUGCUCUAUGCUAGACUGAGGUUUUUUGAUUCUACUCCUAUUGGCAGAAUAAUGAAUAGAUUUUCAAGAGACAUUGAAGCUGUUGAUCAAGAAUUGACCCCAUUCGUGGAAGGAGCUUUUAUUUCCCUUGUCCAGUGCGUAUCAACUGUCCUACUGAUUGCUUACAUUACACCGGGCUUCUUUUUUGUAGCCCUAGUUGUAGGCUUGCUGUACUAUUUUGUCGGCUACUUCUACAUGGUCGGGUCUAGAGAGCUAAAGAGAUACGAAUCUAAUAGUCGUUCGCCCAUCCAUCAACACUUCUCGGAAACCCUUGUAGGCAUUACGACAAUUCGUGCUUUUGGAGAUGAGCGCCGUUUUAUGGAGGCUAACCUACAAAAAAUUGACGAAAACAACAAACCAUUCUUCUACUUAUGGGUUGCUAACCGCUGGUUGGCGUUUAGAAUCGAUAUGAUUGGAGCACUAGUCAUUUUUGCUGCAGGCAUUUUUGUUCUCCUCAAUAUCAAGUCGAUAGAUUCUGGUUUAGCCGGUAUUUCAUUGACAUACGCUAUCUCAUUUACUGAAGGAGCCCUAUGGUUGGUGAGACUGUACUCAACUGCGGAAAUGACGAUGAACUCUGUGGAAAGGUUGAAAGAAUACAUGGACGUCGAGCAAGAACCGCAUUUUCAAGGUACUCACAACCCUCCACCAGAAUGGCCAAGCCAAGGUAAAAUUGAGGUCAAUGACCUCUCUUUACGUUAUGCGCCGAAACUACCAAAGGUUAUCAAGAACGUUUCUUUCACUGUUGAUCCCAAUUGCAAGGUUGGUAUUGUAGGUAGAACUGGUGCAGGAAAAUCAACGAUUAUUACUGCCCUUUUCCGCUUUUUGGAUCCGGAAAGUGGGCACAUAAAAAUAGACAACGUUGACAUUACAACUAUUGAGCUAAAAAGAUUACGUCAAUCAAUUACAAUCAUUCCUCAGGACCCUACUCUGUUUACUGGAACUGUCAAAUCCAAUUUAGAUCCUUACGACGAGUAUACUGAUAAGCAAAUUUUUGAAGCGUUGAAGCGUGUGAAUCUCGUAACGCAAGAAGAAUUAGAUAAUGCAGGAAGCCAAAAUUCUGAAACUUCCUCCACCGUGUCUGAAAACGUGAAUAAGUUCUUGUAUUUGGAUAAUGAAAUCACCGAAGGUGGCGGGAACUUGUCACAAGGUCAAAGACAACUAGUUUGUCUCGCUCGGUCCUUACUCCGCUCUCCAAAAGUGAUGUUAUUGGAUGAAGCUACUGCCUCGAUUGAUUAUAGCUCAGAUGCGAAAAUUCAACAGACCAUAAGGGAGGAAUUCGCGAAUAGCACGAUUUUAACAAUCGCUCACAGACUCCGGUCCAUUAUUGAUUACGAUAAAAUUUUGGUAAUGGACGCAGGGGAAGUCAAAGAAUAUGACCAUCCAUACUCACUCCUGCUGAACAAAAACAGCAUUUUCUACAGCAUGUGCGAAGACAGUGGUGAAUUGGAAUCUCUUGUUCAACUUGCCAAAGAAUCUUUCGUUAAAAAGCUGAACUCUAAAUGA